Molecule: messenger RNA, 1914 nt
Organism: Pieris macdunnoughi
Lineage: Eukaryota; Metazoa; Arthropoda; Insecta; Lepidoptera; Pieridae
Source: the annotation of a GenBank genome assembly
AUGGCAACCAUUAAAUAUUGCAGAAUUUGCCUACAAAUCAAUGUUAAAGUUUUUGUUAUGGAAUCUAACUCUCUAGAGCAUUUCUAUGAAAUAUUAACUGGAAGCAGUGUCAAGAAGCCUGAAUUAUCAAAAUAUGCUUGCUUUGAGUGUGCAGCUUUACUGAAAAAGUUUUAUAUAUUUAAACAAAGGGGACUGCAGACUCAAUUCAUAUUGGAAAAUAUUCUUAGAAAUUGCGGUGAGAUUACAGAUGAUGAUAUUAUUCAGAUAGAUAGAAAAUCUCUAUUGUUAGGUUCAAAUCUAAGUAAAAGUGAUCUUCAAUUAAAGUAUAGUGAUGGAAACUCAACCUAUACAGAUGAUAAAAUUGAAAAUAAUGUAUUAAUAGAUGAGCAGGACUUUGAUUGGCCCAGUGAUGAAGAAUUGCUAAAAUUUAAGACUGAAAUAGAGAUUCCUGUUGAUGAUGAAAAAAAGCAGCAAGAUCCAAUAGCAUUAAAGGAUAAGACACAAAAAAAGAAUAAAAUACAAAAACUGAAGGUUAAAAAGAAAAUAAACAAAAGAAAAGAGAAGAAAAGUAAUCUGGUUAAGAAAAGAACACCUGCUGCAGUUGAUUGUAUUGAUAGUGAAAGUUUUGCUAAACAUUUUGCAACUAUCCAUUUAACGACAGAAGAGCAAUUUGAAGAGGUGAGAAGGCGUAAAGAGUCUAAGAACUAUAGAAACUCAUUUUACAAGUGUGACAUUUGUUAUAAAGGAUUCAUACAUACAAAAGCCUGGGAAACACACAAUAAACAACAUCAAGAGGGCAAAGUGCAGUGUGAUAUAUGCAAAAUGCGUUUCCGGACAAAGCACAGUUUGCAGGUACACAUUCAGUUCCACAGCACAAAGUACCGCUGCAGAAAUUGCCCCUACGUAACACUCGGCAAAAAUCACGCCAAAUUGCACAUCCUUUGGCAUAGAGGUCAUACAUACAUUUGCGACCAUUGUGGAGAAAAGUUUAGUAACCGUAACGCAUAUCUAACGCACGUGCGUUUAAAACAUCGUUCGGACUGGGUGUGUGGUUUCUGCGCUUCCACUUUUGUGUCCCAACUUGGUCUGAUGCAACAUAAAAGUUAUCACCAUGCGAGUCAUGAUGAAAAAACAGAAAUAGAUGAGAAUCCAGAUGCGCCCCACUGUGCCGAAUGUAAUAUGAAGUUCGCGAAUACGGAGGCGUUCAAGAAGCAUUUCCUCACUGCGAGAAAACACGAAGAAACUGCACAGACCAUUAUAGGUUGUCGGGAAUGUGGCGAGACAUUUGCUAGUAAGGAAGAGCGUCGCCAACACGCCCAUAUUCAUCAAUCGCGGUACGCCGGCGGCUAUCGGCCGAGUGCGCCACCCGCGCCUGCCCGUUACCCCCGAUUGAAGACUGACGACCAUGAACCUGAUAACGGGCCUACGGUUUGGCCUAAUAAGUGUCCUCUGUGUUCCGAGAUGAUAGCAAGUGCCCGCAGUUUGUCGGCGCAUUUCCGCACAGCGCAUCCACACGACGAAUACGUCAAGGAGAAACCACAUGUGUGUCACGUUUGCGGGUCGCGGCUACAGACUAAAUACAGCCUCGAAGCACACAUGUUGAGUCAUUUGAAAGAAAAGCCGUUCAAAUGCAGUCAAUGCGGUCGCGGAUUCAACAGUGCGGGAUGUCGCGCGAGUCACGAGAACACUGUGCACUCGGACUUGCGACCGCACCAAUGUUCUCUUUGCCAUAGAGCUUUUAAGAAGAAGGCUACAUUGAAGGCACAUUUUAUGACGCACACUGGCGAAAAACCCUACCGGUGCGAGAUCUGUGGUCACGCGUUCACUCAAUCCAACAGCUGCAAGAGCCACAUUAGGAAAGUGCAUGGAGAGCAACCGCCCCGAAUACUUACUAGGACAAGGCAUACAUAUUAA